Molecule: messenger RNA, 645 nt
Organism: Parasteatoda tepidariorum (common house spider)
Lineage: Eukaryota; Metazoa; Arthropoda; Arachnida; Araneae; Theridiidae
Source: RefSeq, a predicted model, not a curated record
AUGGAAUUACAAAAUAAUUACAUAGAAGGUCUAGAUAUAUCCCAUUAUAAUGGUGAUAUAAAUUGGUCACAGCUUACGCCUAAUGUGAGUGGUAAACAGUUUAUUAUUGCCAAAGCAUCCGAAAGCACAAAUUUCCAAGACCCUACAUUUAUAGAAAAUUGGAAAAAUAUGUGUUCAACUGGUUUCACUCCAGGUGCUUAUCACUUUGUUAGGUUUGAGAAAGGUACAUCUCAAGCCCAAAUGGUUAACUUGAUAGGACAACUUAAUGCUGCCGAUAGCACAGGCAGAUGGAGGAAUUGCGUCAUUGCACUUGAUAUCGAAGCAACGCCAAAAGAUGGUGAGUCAGUAAAGGAAGUAGUACAGGAAUGUGUACAAUACCUCAUGGAUACUUAUAAUUUAACGCCUUGUAUAUACACCACAAAAAGUUACUGGGAUCAGUAUGUAGAUGUUACUCCUGAUAUAGUUAAGCAAUGUCCAUUAUGGAUUGCUAGAUAUCGUGCAUGGGAACCACCACCAGAUGAGCUACCAGCAGGUUGGUACGAUUGGACAAUAUGGCAGUAUUCUGAUGAAGGAUCUGUUUCAGGUAUUGCAGAUGUAGUAGAUCUAAAUAGAAUGAAGCUUACAAAAGUUCCUCAAUAUCAAUAG